Molecule: messenger RNA, 854 nt
Organism: Daktulosphaira vitifoliae (grape phylloxera)
Lineage: Eukaryota; Metazoa; Arthropoda; Insecta; Hemiptera; Phylloxeridae
Gene: eEF1beta
Product: elongation factor 1-beta
Exons: 4
Coding region: 136-786 (216 amino acids)
Biological process (GO): translational elongation
Cellular component (GO): eukaryotic translation elongation factor 1 complex; cytosol
Molecular function (GO): guanyl-nucleotide exchange factor activity; translation elongation factor activity
Source: RefSeq, a predicted model, not a curated record
UACAGCUUAGCUUGUAAUAAAUCUUUUUAUCUCCAUCUACGGUUCGUAACGUGUAGCUCUAAUAAUUAAAAAUAAUUUAAAAGCUUGAACAAGUCGUUCAAUUAUCUAUUUUAUAUUACCAUUAACUACUUUAAAAUGGCUUCAAUUGAUUUAAAAUCUCCUCAAGGCGUUGAAUAUCUCGAAAACUACUUAAGUUCUAAAAGUUACAUCGUUGGUUUUGAACCGUCAAAAGCUGAUUUAGAUACCUUCGCCCUUAUACAGACUCCUCAAGCUAAAACUCCUAAUGUGUUAAGAUGGUAUAAUCAUAUUAAAUCUUUUUCUGAUAAAGAUAAAGUACAAUUUCCCAACAAAAAGGCUGAUUUUUCAUCAACAGAAGGAAGUUCUUCUAAACCAGCUGAUGAUGAUGAUGAUAUCGAUCUCUUUGGAUCUGAUGAUGAAGAGGAUGAAGAAGCAGAACGUAUUAGACAAGAAAGGCUUAAAGCUUACAGUGAAAAAAAAGCAACCAAAAAAGUUGUUAUUGCUAAAAGUAGUAUAGUAUUGGAUGUUAAACCUUGGGAUGAUGAAACAGAUAUGAAAAAAUUAGAAGAAUGUGUAAGAACGAUACAAAUGGACGGCCUUGUUUGGGGAGCUUCCAAACUGGUUGAAAUUGCAUUUGGUAUAAAGAAACUUCAAAUUAUGUGUGUUGUUGAAGAUGAUAAAGUAUCAGUUGAUGCUCUAGUUGAAUUAAUUCAAGAAUUUGAAGACUUUGUGCAAUCUGUAGAUAUUGCUGCAUUCAAUAAAAUUUAAAUCAAUUAUGUUCUGUAAUUUAAAACUUAACAUAUUUUUUUAAAUAAAUAAAAUUUUUAUUCAUAAUA